Molecule: messenger RNA, 1061 nt
Organism: Trichechus manatus latirostris (Florida manatee)
Lineage: Eukaryota; Metazoa; Chordata; Mammalia; Sirenia; Trichechidae
Gene: TMEM203
Product: transmembrane protein 203
Exons: 1
Coding region: 201-611 (136 amino acids)
Biological process (GO): intracellular calcium ion homeostasis
Cellular component (GO): endoplasmic reticulum
Source: RefSeq, a predicted model, not a curated record
GGUGGGUGUCGGCUGGCGGCCAGUGCUUGGUCCUGGGCCGGGACUGGGGGACUGGCGGCGCGCCGGGGCCAAGGGCCGGGACAGGUGGGUCCGCUCGCUGCCUCUCGCGCGCAGCGGCGGUGGCAGGCUCUGGCGAGCCCCGCGGGUGGAACGAUCGGCUGGACCACGGCCCGGGGCCCGGCCCGCUGUCAACCGGCAAGAUGCUCUUCUCGCUCCGGGAGCUGGUGCAGUGGCUAGGUUUCGCGACCUUCGAGAUCUUCGUGCACCUGCUGGCCUUGUUGGUGUUUUCCGUGCUCUUAGCACUGCGUGUGGACGGCCUGGCUCCUGGCCUCUCCUGGUGGAACGUGUUCGUGCCCUUCUUCGCCGCUGACGGACUCAGCACCUACUUCACCACCAUCGUGUCCGUGCGCCUCUUCCAGGACGGAGAGAAGCGGCUGGCCGUGCUCCGCCUCUUCUGGGUCCUCACGGUCCUUAGCCUCAAGUUCGUUUUCGAGAUGCUGUUGUGCCAGAAGCUGGUGGAGCAGACUCGGGAGCUCUGGUUUGGCCUGAUCACGUCUCCGGUCUUCAUUCUGUUGCAGCUGCUCAUGAUUCGCGCUUGCCGGGUCAACUAGCCUGCAGAGGGGCCGGGGAGGGAGCCCUGGACAGCUAGAAUGCUGGACUCCUAGCCUGACCCUCCUUCCUCUGCACCAUCGGAGAGGUCUCUGUCUGAAGACAAUACCCAGUUUUCUUUACACCGAUCGUGUCUGAAAUUAUUCCCACAGCAGGGCCAAACAGACCAGUCUUGACCCUUAAAAUGCAUUUCCUAUUGCUCUCAACUUUGAGCUGCAAAUCCUGGGUUGACCUGAGAAGGGUCCCAGGCCAGAAACGCCUCUGACUGUUGGACGUUGUAUGUAAGUAAAAUGCACUGAUGGGAUCUGAGUGUGCCCUGCGGACCCAUGGGAAAGCACCCCAUCCCAAGGCUGCAAAGCCGGACUCAGGGAUUUCCUCUGACCAGCAGUGCUGACCUGGGAGCUUACCUUCCUGUCUAUCUAGACCAGACUUCAUUACAUGCUUGAACUCUG